AUGAACCUCUUCAACCGCCGGAUCCUAAGCCUCAUUUCGGUUUUGGUCGUUGCCAUUGCUUUUGAAAAUGUCCCUUCUGAUGAAUUGUCCCUACCGGAGGCUUUUCAGAAGAUCUCCGAUCAAUCGCUCUUGUGGGGUCCUUACAGAUCUAACUUGUAUGUCGGAAUCAAACCAAAGAUUCCCCAUAGUUUCCUUUCAGGUCUCAUGUGGUUCAAUGCUGACGAUCCUGAAGGAAUCGUAAAGCUGAGGCAUUCUUGUGAACAGGACCCAGAGAUUCAAAGUUUCGGUUGGGUAAAGUACGAUGCAAGGGUUGGAGGAAGACACAUCAUCAAGGACAGAGGCUGUAAAGUGCUGAUAAAAUCUGACUUUGUUAAGACCAGUGAUGGUAAUUGGGCCCUGAAAAUUACUGGAGUGCCAAAGAAAGGACAGGAAAAUGUCAAAACGUCUCUGAUAUUCUAUGCUGGAACUGAGGAAGACCAGGAUAACAUGUUAAUGUUUGCAGGCAAUAAAGAUGAAUUUGGGAAUGUUAACAAUGAUCUGACAAGAUUGACUGGCGUCUCCAAAGUUUUGGGAGGCGCUUUUGAAUUAUUAGUCGAAGAUGGUCCCUCCAACAGGUACCCGUCUGCUACUGUUUUGGCUGCCCCUGAUUUAGAUCCUUCUCUAACGCAUCAUUUAUCUUUGCAUGUCCCCGACGAACAUUUGUGGCAGGCAAAAGAGGUGUUUAUUUCAUUACUUCAAGAAUCUGUUGGAAAAAUUAGAGAAGAUCCCUCUUUGAAUGUGAGUGAAAUACCAGUUGAUCAAUUGACAACCUUGAGGAAUAUUAACAAUUUUGAAGGUAAUUUACACUUCAUUCAAAAGACAUUUCAAGGUAAGUUUGAGUUGAACAUUAUUUUCAACUUAGAAGAUGCUCCUGAAAAACUUUCCUCUUCCAACAUCGAUUCUUAUGUGGAUAGAGCAUUAACCCACUUUGAUGAAAAAUUCUCUUCUCAAUUACAGUUUCAAGCCCCAUUUCAUACCAAAGAAUAUUUGAACUUUGGUAAGGAAUUCUUAUCAAAUCUAGCAGGGGGAAUCGGAUACUUUUAUGGUGAACAGUUAGUCGAUAGGAAUGCAUUUGUUGACGACGACUCCUUUGACAAUGUCAAACUUGUUGGGAAACCGGAAGGUCCGUCUGAGUUAUUUACUUCCGUUCCAAGCAGACCAUUUUUUCCUCGUGGAUUCUAUUGGGAUGAAGGAUUUCAUCUUUUAUCCAUUUUGGAUUAUGACAGUGAUCUGGCACUCGAAAUUCUAAAAAGUUGGUUUGCAUUGAUAGAUGACGACGGUUGGAUUGCUAGGGAACAAAUCUUGGGCCCUGAAGCCAGAAGUAGGGUACCGGCAGAGUUUCAAGUUCAAAAUCCUAAUAUCGCCAACCCUCCUACAUUAAUGUUAGUCUUUGCUAAGCUACUAAAUAUGGCUCAUGAUUCUCCAAAGUCGGAAGACGAUUUUGUCUCCAUCCAGGAUCUUUCCGAAAAUAUGGGCCAUGUUCAUUUAGACAAUCCAGAAAUACUAGUUGACUACGCAGAAGACAUUUAUCCUAGAUUGAAAAAACACUUCGAAUGGUUUGCCACGACUCAAAAGGGAGAGACCUUGGGGCUCAGCAGAGAGUCCAAGUAUCCCAACCAGCUUUACAGAUGGAUAGGAAGAACCAAAGAUUUGUGCCUACCAAGUGGACUAGAUGAUUAUCCAAGAGCAUCAGAACCAGACUCCGGUGAACUCAACAUUGAUCUUCUUUCAUGGAUGGGGCUAAUGUCUCGAUCAAUGAAGAGCAUUGCGAAGUUGUUGAAUAAAGCCGACGAUGUUCACUACUUUGAGACUAUUGAACAGGGAGUGCUAUAUAACUUGGAUCAGAUCCAUUGGUCUGAAGAAGAGAAGAGUUACUGCGACAUAACGGUUGAUGACGACGACAAUGAUGUUUUUGAAUGUCAUAAGGGAUACGUGACUCUUCUACCGUUUGCUUUGAAACUUAUUCCAGAAGAUUCUGAACGGUUGAUUCAUGUAUUACAAGAUCUGAGAGAUCCAGAUAUAUGUUGGUCUCAAUUCGGCAUUCGAUCUUUAUCCAAAUCGCACCCUCUUUUCCACAGUGGAGAAGACUACUGGAGGGGAAAUAUUUGGUUGAACAUUAACUAUCUAAUCUUGGAUGCUUUGAAACAUUACGCAGAGUCUUCCGGUGCUCUUCCAGAUGUAAAGGAAAUGGCCAAGCCUAUUUACAAAGAAUUGCGAGAGAUUCUAGUGACCAAUGUUUACAAUGAAUUUAAAAGAACGGGCUAUGCCUGGGAACAGUACAAUGAAGCAACCGGAAAGGGCCAAAGAACGAGACACUUCCUUGGUUGGACUUCCUUAGUCAUCCCAAUAAUGAAGAUGCCAGAGGAACUAGCAUAA
Komagataella phaffii GS115 is the source of this 2415-nucleotide messenger RNA. Its product is annotated as Processing alpha glucosidase I, ER type II integral membrane N-glycoprotein. Bases 1 to 2415 code for a protein of 804 amino acids. Gene Ontology annotation, cellular component: endoplasmic reticulum membrane. Gene Ontology annotation, molecular function: Glc3Man9GlcNAc2 oligosaccharide glucosidase activity. Gene Ontology annotation, biological process: protein N-linked glycosylation; oligosaccharide metabolic process. Lineage: Eukaryota; Fungi; Ascomycota; Pichiomycetes; Pichiales; Pichiaceae. The transcript has a single exon. The record is from RefSeq and is a predicted model, not a curated record.